Messenger RNA from Nannospalax galili (Upper Galilee mountains blind mole rat), 541 nucleotides. It is a transcript of the gene Plp2, whose product is annotated as proteolipid protein 2. Bases 39 to 497 code for a protein of 152 amino acids. The record is from RefSeq and is a predicted model, not a curated record. The transcript is spliced from 5 exons. Gene Ontology annotation, cellular component: membrane. NCBI's taxonomy places the organism in Eukaryota, Metazoa, Chordata, Mammalia, Rodentia, Spalacidae.
AGCAGAACCUCUGCGUCCCAGGGACCCCGGCCCACGCCAUGGCGGACUCUGAGCGCCUCUCAGCCCCUGGCUGCUGGCUAGCGUGCACCAGUUACUGGCGCACCAGAAAGGGAAUUCUCCUGUUCGCCGAGAUUGUACUGUGCUUAGUGAUUUUGAUUUGCUUCAGUGCAUCGACAUCAGCAUACUCCUCACUGUCAGUGAUUGAGAUGAUCUUUGCUGCUGUCUUGUUUGUCUUCUACAUGUGUGACCUGCACACCAAGAUACCGUUCAUCAACUGGCCCUGGACUGACUUCUUCCGAUCCCUCUUAGCUGCCAUCCUCUACCUGAUCACCUCCAUUAUUGUCCUUGUGGAUGGAAGAGGGAACUCCAAAAUUGUCGCUGGGGUACUGGGACUAAUUGCUACGUUCCUCUUUGGCUAUGAUGCCUACUUCACCUUCCCACUUCAGCAGCAAAGACAUACAGCAGCCCCCACUGACCCCACAGAUGGCGCAGUGUAGGUGAACAUCAUUCAUCUUUCUCUGAAACCUGCAAAUAGCUCUUC